UAAAGUAAGGCAUUAGGAAAAGAGGAAGGAAAAGUAUCAAUCAGUGGGAGACUGGAGAGAAAGCCUAUACUGCUUCUCUCUGGUUUCUUGCUCAAUUCGGUAGAGAGAGAGGGAGAGCAUUUCUUCAAUGGCGCACGAUGGUCCCAAGACUGAGAUCUCUUUUGCCGGGAGAUUUGCUAGUAGUGCUUUCGCCGCUUGCGUUGCUGAGAUAUGCACCAUCCCUUUAGACACAGCAAAAGUUAGGCUUCAGUUGCAGAAGAAAGCGGUGGCAGGGGAUGGAGUGGCUGCACCCAAAUACAGAGGCAUGCUUGGUACAGUGACUACCAUUGCCAGGGAAGAGGGUUUAACGGCUCUUUGGAAAGGUAUUGUACCAGGGCUUCAUCGACAAUGCCUAUUUGGAGGUCUUAGAAUUGGGUUAUAUGAGCCGGUUAAGAACUUCUAUGUUGGGAGCGAUUUUGUUGGAGAUGUUCCUUUGACUAAGAAAAUACUAGCUGCACUUACAACAGGUGCUUUAGCGAUAACUGUGGCCAAUCCCACUGAUCUUGUGAAAGUUCGACUUCAAGCUGAAGGAAAGCUACCACCUGGAGUACCAAGGCGUUACUCUGGAGCUUUGAAUGCUUAUUCGACCAUUAUAAGACAGGAAGGACUGGGGGCUCUAUGGACUGGGCUGGGGCCAAAUAUUGCACGGAAUGCUAUAAUAAAUGCUGCUGAACUAGCCAGCUAUGAUCAAGUGAAAGAGACACUUUUGAAGAUUCCAGGGUUUUCAGAUAAUGUUUUUACUCAUCUCCUGGCUGGCCUUGGUGCUGGUUUCUUUGCAGUUUGUAUAGGUUCACCUGUGGAUGUGGUUAAGUCAAGAAUGAUGGGAGACUCAACUUACAAGAGCACAUUGGAUUGUUUCAUUAAGACAUUGAGAAAUGAUGGAAUUUUUGCUUUCUACAAGGGAUUUAUUCCCAACUUUGCGCGACUUGGGACGUGGAAUGUGAUAAUGUUUCUAACACUGGAGCAGACAAAGAAAUUCUUCCUAAGAGAGGUCCCAAGUUGAUGAAUUCUCGAAUUUUGGGGAAUAAAUUGCUGGCUAGAUAUUCUUGGUUUGGACAGCCAUUUCCUCUGAAAGUGGAGCUCAGCGGCAGAUGAAUAAUUUAUUUAUUACCAUACGAGUUAAUGUUCAUGCUUUUGUCAUUAAUCUCCAUUGAUGAACACUUGGAGUCUGACUGGACUGAAAUUUUGUGAAGACCAAUUGAUUCAAAAUGUCAUGCGAUACACUUUUGUACCUGCUUUAACAUACAGAGUCUCAGUUACUGCAAAAUUCACCCCUUCAAAUAAAGCUACUCUUUCUUAUUU
Amborella trichopoda is the source of this 1341-nucleotide messenger RNA. Its product is annotated as mitochondrial uncoupling protein 1. Gene Ontology annotation, biological process: transmembrane transport. The record is from RefSeq and is a predicted model, not a curated record. Lineage: Eukaryota; Viridiplantae; Streptophyta; Magnoliopsida; Amborellales; Amborellaceae.